Aureococcus anophagefferens is the source of this 462-nucleotide messenger RNA. RefSeq lists its product as hypothetical. NCBI's taxonomy places the organism in Eukaryota, Pelagophyceae, Pelagomonadales, Pelagomonadaceae. The annotation marks the transcript as partial. The transcript has 2 exons. The record is from RefSeq and is a predicted model, not a curated record.
AUGGCUGGGUCAUGCUAUCGCAUCAUGUGCCGCUGCCUCGCGCUCCUGACGAUCUCGGGUGGGGUCUCGGGGCUGCGGGACGCGCGGGACGCGCGGGACGAGCGGCGGGUGGGCGUCUUCGAGACGUCGUCCUUCGAGCGGCCCGCCGAGCGCGCCGCGGACGGCGGCGCGCCGAAAAAGAGGCGGCUCCAGACCUCGCACAGCUUCGCGGACAAGAGCGAGCUCGAGACGGCGGUGGACGCGUGGCUCGCGGACGCGGACGCGGCGACGCUGACGUACGGGCCCAUCUCGAGGUGGGACGUCUCCGCCGUGACGGACAUGUCGGAGCUGUUUUGUGCGAUCACGAGCAUCGGCACCGCGUCGACGUGCGUCCACGGCAUCGAGUGCGAGCUCCUCUGGGCGUACCGCAGCCCCGGCUGCGCGACCGUCAAAGUCACGCUGACCGACCCGGACGGGAACGAG